Messenger RNA from Caenorhabditis auriculariae, 1020 nucleotides. The record is from the annotation of a GenBank genome assembly. Lineage: Eukaryota; Metazoa; Nematoda; Chromadorea; Rhabditida; Rhabditidae.
AUGCAGGAUCUGAUGACAGCUGAGGUUGUGCAAAGGAGUUUAAUCAGUAUACUCGAAACUAUCAGAGAGAGCGUGGUGAGAUCAACGAAAACUAACAGGUUUAUGAAAAGGAGUAUCUUCACAAUUUUUCUGUUUCUAGAUGUUUACUUGUGGCUGUGAGUAAAACAAAACCAGCUGACUUGAUAGCUGUAUGUUACAGUCAGGGGCAAAGGCAUUUUGGCGAGAACUACGUUCAAGAACUCGAAGAAAAGGCGAAAUACCUGUCAGAGUCGUGUCCAGAACUUCUCUGGCACUACAUCGGUCAAGUUCAAUCAAAUAAAGUUUGUUUGUUUUUUUUGUUUUCAUUAAUUUUCGUAACGUUUCGAAGCAGAUUGCCAAAAUCGCAUCAGUUCCAAACCUGUACUGCGUAGAAACUUUGGAGAGCGAGAAGCACGCAGCGAUGUUUGAUAAGGUUAGGCUUGUGAUACCAGUAAAAGUGGAAAUUUUUUUAGACUUUAGGAGUGGGCCAAGAAGUCUAGCCCAACGAAGUUGCGUGUUCUCGUUCAAGUUAACACGAGUGGAGAAGAAAACAAAGGAGGUAUGUGUUUAUUUACUGACUUUCAAAAGUACGGAUACUUGCAGGGAUAGCUCCGUCAGAUGCACCAAAGUUGGCUGAAUAUGUUAUGAAAAACUGUUCAAAUCUUCAAUUCAAUGGAUUCAUGACAAUCGGCUCAUUUGAGCACAGGUAAUUAAGUUGAUGGUCGGAGGUACAAAGUUUUACAGCCAUGAAGAAGGGGAGAAUCCCGAUUUCAAAAUGUUAUUCAAAGUACGUGAGCAGUGGUCCUCCGAGCAAGGUGAAGAACACAAAAAAUACAAUUUGUUAGAAAAAUUGUUUUAGGGAGAGCCGAAGAUUCAGUUGAUCUCUCCAUGGGAAUGUCCGAUGACUUUGAACAGGCGAUUAUUCAGGGAAGCACGAGUGUCCGCGUCGGCAGCAAGUUGUUCGGAACCCGCGUCUACGCCAAGAAACCAGAGAGUCAAUAG